Molecule: messenger RNA, 1377 nt
Organism: Rhodotorula toruloides NP11
Lineage: Eukaryota; Fungi; Basidiomycota; Microbotryomycetes; Sporidiobolales; Sporidiobolaceae
Exons: 5
Coding region: 1-1377 (458 amino acids)
Source: RefSeq, a predicted model, not a curated record
AUGCCUACCAUCCUCUCCCUCCCCGCCGAACUCCUCUCAUCCAUCUUCACCCCUCCGCCUUCCCUCCCCUCGCUCUCUCCUCCGCCGCACAAUCCCUCAAAGCCCGCCGAAACCCUCUCGACUCCCCUGCGUCUCUCGCCCUCCUCCGUGCCGAUCUGUCGCGUGCUCGAACCGUUUGCGAGGGAGAAUGCGUGGAGGUUCGUGCAGGUGAAGGGGUUGGAGCGUUUGGUGAAGUUGGGAGAGGCGAUUGAGAGGGGAGAUGUGAAGGAGGAGACGUGCAGGCGGGUUAAGGGUGUUGAGGUCAUUUCCCCUGGCGAUAACGUCGGAAUAUGCGAUGCGCACGCGUGUGAGCGCCGAUGGACGGCGGUAUUUGACGCGCUCGAGGGUGUCGAGGACGUCCACAUCGCCCUCCCCGUCACGCAAAUCGACCGUCUCCUGUCCUCGCCCAACCUCUGCGCCUCUCGCGCCUUGAUCACACCCUCUGCACCUCUCAGUCUCACUCUUACACCCGACUCGCCCAGCUCCUCAUCCUCCGCGUACUCCUGGCUCUGCGAUACCUCGACCCCUCAUACUUCCCGCCUCUCCUUCUCCUCCCUCCGCCACCUGGCUCGCCAUUCGAAAGGCGUCCAGAAGCUCGUUAUGAAGGGUAGGAUGGAGAUCAAGGCGCCCGCGGGCGUUGACGGGACAGAAGGGUUCGAGGAGGGAGAGUGGGAGCUAGAUGAGGUCGAGGUGGAGAGCGAGCCGCAUGCUGCUGGCUUCUCCGCCUUCCUCUCGGCACCCGCAUCACUCAAGUCGCUCAAGCUGCGUACAGCGUUCACGACCGAACCGACGACUGUCUGCUCGGCCAUCCCUCCGCGAGCAAGAGCCUCGCUCGAGACGUUUGUCUGGGAGACGAGCGGGUAUCUCGCUCGCGACCUCGACACCUCCUUUGCCCUCUACCCCUCCCUCCGCUCCCUCACACUCCGUUCCUCCUCUUCCGCCCUCCUCUUCACGCCAGCCUUCUUUCAAUCCCUUCGGUCGCUCCAACGCCUGGAACACCUCGCCCUCCACGGUCCGCGCGCCAGAGACGCUGCCGAGACGUGCGAGAUGGUUGCGGAGUGGGUUGAGAGUCUGUCCUUUGCCGAUGCCGAGAUAGCGGGAGGGUUCGACGAGGAAGCGGAAGGGACGUCGCCGCUCAAACUGCUCGAGCUUGACGUGUGUAAGCCGGCGUGGCUGAGCAACAAGGUCGCGGUGGAUGGAAAGGAACGGCCUCUUUCUCGGGCUGGGGUCCAGGCUAGGCGUCUCGCCGCGGCUUGCGUGAAGCACGGCGUCGUCCUCCAGGGAUCCGUCCUCGACCUCGUCUCCGCCUCUUCCCCCGUUCUAGCAUGUACACAGUGA